AAAGCUUCAUUGUGGUUUUUCCUUGAAGAUCUUUCAGUUAGCCAACCAAAUGUUCUGAUGCCAAACACGUUGAGUGUUGGAGACAUCAUUGUCGACGAUGAUCAGCUUCUGGAGGAUUUGCCAAAAAACUUGUUGGAGUUUGUCUCGUCUCCUAAAUAUUAUAUGGGCUGUGUGCUAGUCUCAUUUGGAAGUGUUUUAAAAUCCUUGCCAAAAACAACAGUUGAUGCUUUCUGCAGAGCAUUCAAACGUUUCAAAAAUACGAUGUGUUUUGUUUGGAAGUAUCCCGGCAAGCUGGAUGAUGUUUGUCCACAUUCUGAGAAUAUUUAUUUAAUGUCUUGGGUGCCGCAGAAAAAUUUGCUGGCACAUGUCAACGUCAAAUUGUUUAUAAGUCACGGAGGAUUGAGUAGUUUAAUCGAGUCAGUUUAUUUUGAGAAGCCGAUGAUAAUCUUUCCAUUAAUAUUUGAUCAAUUCGGUAAUUCAGCUACAGCAGAAGAGAGAGGUUACGCCAUUUCAAUGGUUAUCAGUAAUUUCCGCGUUGAAAACUUAAUAGAUAACAUCAGGAACAUGACCGCAGAUGCCUCGCCCUACCUCAAAUCCAUACAAUUUUAUUCGAAAAUUUUAAAAUACAAAACCGAAAAACCCAACGUCAGGGUUUCUAGAUUGAUUAAUCACGUGAUUGAAUAUGGCGACGCUCAUUUGAGGACGUCAGCUUACGAUUUGAACUUUAUUCAAUAUUUCAUGAUAGAUAUCAUCGUUUUUACCCUAUUGGUUCUCAUUUCAACCACCCUCUUCUUAUUG
Molecule: messenger RNA, 798 nt
Organism: Helobdella robusta
Lineage: Eukaryota; Metazoa; Annelida; Clitellata; Rhynchobdellida; Glossiphoniidae
Exons: 1
Molecular function (GO): UDP-glycosyltransferase activity
Source: RefSeq, a predicted model, not a curated record